Leptinotarsa decemlineata (Colorado potato beetle) is the source of this 1366-nucleotide messenger RNA. Its product is annotated as protein C1orf43 homolog. The record is from RefSeq and is a predicted model, not a curated record. Lineage: Eukaryota; Metazoa; Arthropoda; Insecta; Coleoptera; Chrysomelidae.
AGUGUUAUGACAGUGACAUUUAAAAAAAUUUGAGGUUAGUAAAUACUACAAACAAAUAAUUCAAACUAAUUCGUUAUCAACUAACACAGAAACAUACACAUUUAAUUAUAAUUCCAAAUACUCACUGGCCUGAAAGUAUUCGGUCUUCGCCAAAUGCAAGCCGUAGCGGAAAAAUUAACCAAGCCAAAGAACAUGUCAGAAGAGCUUUCAGGCGUCACCGUUGUCAUAAUAAUAGGACUAGGAGUCCUGACAUUCUUGCUGCUCUUCAUUUUUGCCAAAAGACAAAUCAUGCGCUUCGCUCUCCGUUCCCGAAGAGGCCCUCACAUACCGAUAGGCCAUGAUGGCUCCAAAGUACUGAGAAGAGAAAUCGAGAGACGAAUCGACCUGAUACAAAAAAUCGAAUGCGAGCCACAGCUGAUAAGCAAGACUGAUCCCAGGUACAUUGUAUGUCCCGGACAACAAAUCCCUGCCCACUACUACCGGUUAAAGGCUGUGGAUGAUGUCAAAAUAUUAGCCUUAGCAGCCUUGGUGACAUUUACAGAGAGUGAAAUCACCAAACAGGACAGCUGUCUCGUCCGGCAUCCCAGCGAGAACCUGCGAGCUUACCUUUUGACAACGUUGGCCGCCCCUUUAAAUGGCAGCGGUCAGCGACUCAUUCAUCAGUUCUGCGACCUCUACGAGCACGCCAGGCACGACCCCAACCACUUUGGGGACGAUGAGUACCAACAGUAUAACAGACUCCUGAUGAAAUUGGUGGAUGCGGCCAAACUUCUCAAAUCGUACAACACUAGUAGGAAAUCUUCUCCUAACCGUACUCCUCAGAGGAAGCAUGCUGCGGAAAGGAACAGAAACGUCCACUCGAAUUAUUCAACGGAAGAGGAGGUAUUGACUAUUUCAGAGCGUAUUGAUACUAGACCUUCUUCACUGUCGAUAGCGCCGUCCGCAGAUAAUGAAACAUCAGUAUGAUUUUCUCAUGAAUAGCCUUCUGAAGCCGGCUCGUCUCUUGGAAGAAAACGAUUUUGGUGGAUUACAAAGUAUUAUAUUUAGAUUUCAAGAUUCUUCUCUUCAAAGCUGCCAAUUCUUGGUAAAACAGGGUGUAAAAAGGGGAAUUAAACAAUGUUAGGAAAUGUAUCACUGUACAGAAAUACAAAGGACCUGAGUUAUAUUUGAUAUAAAACUGUUUUUUGUACCAUUUUCAAAAGUAUUAUGAGUGGAAUACAAAACAAAAGCUGGAUGGGUUUAUCCAAGAAUAUAUUAGUUCCAUCCAUUUCCAUUUUCUGCAGGAUUUGUUGUUUGUGGAAAAUAAAAAUGUGAAAGUUCAUGUCUUAGCUGUUAUGUGUAGAAAUAUAAAUGUAACUGAAGGUGA